Messenger RNA from Diaporthe amygdali, 2241 nucleotides. RefSeq lists its product as uncharacterized. Gene Ontology annotation, molecular function: protein kinase activity; ATP binding. Bases 1 to 2241 code for a protein of 746 amino acids. The transcript is spliced from 2 exons. The record is from RefSeq and is a predicted model, not a curated record. Lineage: Eukaryota; Fungi; Ascomycota; Sordariomycetes; Diaporthales; Diaporthaceae. Gene Ontology annotation, biological process: protein phosphorylation.
AUGCUGGCACCUCCUGCAUUGUCUCAACCCUCCGCCCCGAUCUCUGCAGCUGCAGCUUCAGCUCCAAUUCCAACUCCAGCCUCAGCAACCGCUGCAACCUCAUCUUCAGAACCUGCACAAGACGACUGCAGCCUCUCGUCAUCAUCUCCACCUCAGUUCGCCACAAACCUCUCAAAUCCUAUAUAUGAGGAGAGCGAUGAAGACUCCGAGAGUGUCGCACACAACGAGCCAGUCACGCCUGUGAGCGGCAGACAGUCUUCGGAAUUCCGUACCCACCGCAGUCACGACAACCAGGGUCAUCCCGACAUCACUGACUCUUCAUCUCUGAUUCCCUUCCCUUCGAUUGAAUCUGACGGUGCGGCCAUCCCGCAGCCCAAACUCGAUCUACGCAAAGGACCUUUCGCCAACCACAACUUCGAGGCCACUAUCAACACUCAGAUUGCUGUUGACAGCCCAACCGCUCCUCAAAAAUCACCGGCCAGUCCCAGGAAGAGCAUAUCCACCAGACCCAUCUCGCCGCCUUCCACAGCGAGGACAUCCGCCGACGAAUCGCAGCCGGGCUCGUUGAAAGACUCGCGACGCAGCACCCGUGGCUCCACUCACAGUUUCAAACGCACAAUGUCGAACCUCUUCAAGCGCAACGGCCCACAGGGCGACGAAGACCAGCCCGUGGUCGUCGUCGCACAGCAGGAUCCGAUAGAAGGCAAUCGGAGGUGGUCGAUGAAUAGGUCCUCCGCCACCACUCCUGGCUCUAACACUCCGCCCUCGCCUGGCGCGCAGACGUAUGAUAGCAAGCAGCGCGGUAAGAACCUGCUGGCUCCGACGUCCGAUGACUUCAUGCGCAAGAAAAACCGCGCCUCGACAGGCCUCACGCUCCGCAACCGUGCGGUUAACUUUGCUACCGGCAAUGGACGCAAUGCGAAGAAGCAACCCAGUUUGAGGCGGGCCAGCAGUUUUGACGCUGGCAAGAAACGUGAACCAGAAAAUGGUGAGCUCGGUCCUGCGGCAGUCUUCUAUGCGAGACCAGAAGCUGGCGUUGGUGUCAAGGCUCGACGAUUGAGCCUGAGUCUGCCCGACGAAGUCAAUAUCGAUGUGGUCGACCUGCUGUCCGAGUUCGAGUACAAGCACAAGCAUCCAUUCGCUCGACAACUGACACGGACGUUGGGCAAGGGUGCUACAAGUACUGUCCGGAUCAUGUCGCGCAAGGGAUUCCCAGAUGAGUUGUACGCGGUCAAGUGCUUCCGGAGCAAGGACAAGGGAGACACGAAGGAGGAGUACGAAAAGAAGAUCAAGUCCGAGUACAGCCUGGCCAAGAGCUUGCACCAUCCCAACGUCGUUGAGACUGUGCGUCUGUGCAUUGACCACGGGCGAUGGAACCACGUUAUGGAGUACUGUUCGGAGGGUGACCUCCACUCCUUGCUCACGAAGAAGUAUCUUUUGAACGAGGAUCGGGAAAAGGACCGACUCUGUCUGUUCAAGCAGCUGGUCCAGGGUCUCAACUACCUGCACAGCAACGGGAUCGCCCACCGAGACAUCAAGCCAGAGAAUCUCCUGAUGACCAGCGACAGCAAGCUGAAAAUCACCGACUUUGGCGUGACAGAGGUGUUUUCUGGGAUACAUCCGGCCGCGAGGGAAUCGGGCGGCGAGUGUGGCCGGCAGAUGACCGGGGAAGUUCGAAUGUGCAAUCCUGGCAUCUGCGGGAGUCAGCCAUACAUGGCCCCUGAGGUCCUGGCCAGGGAUCGGCAGUAUGACCCGCGCAUGCUCGAUGUUUGGAGUGCUGCUUGCGUGAUGCUCAACAUGAUGACCUCGGCAAACUUGUGGGAGAAGGCCGUGUGGAACGCACCCGGAAGUCGGAGUUACAACCUUCUUGUGCAGGCGUUCGACAAGUGGAACGCCGAACAUAUCGAUGGCAACGCAACGAUCACCGAGAACGACUAUCCUACAUAUGUGCCCUUUGACAAAGGAAUCAACAGGCCAGCACUACGUCGGAUCCUGCUGAUGAUGUUGAACCCGAACCCCGAGAAGCGGGCCACCAUCACCGAGAUUGCCAACAUUCGAUUUAUGAAGAACAUCCAGUGUUGCCAACCGGAGAGUUACGACGACCCUGACGUGGUAAUCGAUGCCACCAAGAGUGCAUCGUUCAAUCUCAAGACUACGAAGACGUUCUGCCACAACCACUUGCCACCCAAGUGGGAAAACAGCCACUCGCUGCCGCCGAUGCCCGGCAAGGCUGGUUACUGA